UUACAUCUCUUCUUGAGUUCCCCCACUUUUGACUAUAAAUUCUUCCAAUUUCUUCAUAUAAACCUCCUCCAAGAGAACCAAAUUCUUCACCCACCACCGUCCGGCCUACAAGUAUAAAAGAGAGAAUUUGAUUCUUAAGAGAUAUUCAAGCAAUCUUGGUGAUAAUUUCGAAUGAAAACAUCGUUUUGUGAAGGGAAUAAGGAUGUCAAAUAUACCAACAUCUCUCUCUGAAGUAUGCCUCACUGUCUGUCGUCUUACCAUGUCCAUCGCUGACCCAUGGUCUUCUCCCCUUUCUCCUGAAUUUCUCUUUCCUUUAACAAAACCCAUAAAAUCAGUCUCGUUUUUUACACAUUAAAAUCAGCUCAAUUUCGAAAGCCUCUGUAUUCGUUUUUGUAAUCUGUCACCGAAAAAAAACCCAUGAGAAAGAUAAGAGGAUUCAAGAUUGGGAAACGCUUGAUCCGGUUCACGAGAUGGGUCAUCCGAAAAUCAAGGAGUAGAUCCGGAUACCAUCGUUUAGCUUCACCGGACGCGUCAUGCAAAAGCAAAUCAAUUUCGAAACUCGUCAACUGGGGUCGUCGGUUAACAAACGGAGCGAAAUCUCUCUGCUUUACAAAACUCAAAUCGGGUUACAUCCCGAUGGAUAAUGACCCAAUUAACGAGAAACCAGUUGAAGUACCGAAAGGAUACUUGGCUGUUUAUGUUGGACAAAAAGACGGUGAUUUUCACAGGGUUUUAGUGCCUGUGAUUUAUUUUAACCAUCCUUUGUUUGGUCAGCUUUUGAGAGAAGCCGAGGAAGAGUAUGGGUUUCACCAACAGGGUGGUAUUACAAUCCCUUGCCGCUAUUCAGAGUUCGAGCAGGUCCAGACCCGGAUAGCUGCCGGCUCACGUUCCCGGAAGAUGACGUGGAAACGCAACUAUUAAACGUUGUGAAUGAUGGAUGAUGACGACGACGACGAUAAAUAUUACACGAUAUAACGGUGGAGAUGGCGUUAUAGGAUUUUUGAUUAGGUAGUGCUUUUACUUUCCUUUUUCACUUUUUUCCACUUUUAUUUUUUCUUUUUUAAGCAUAAUGUAAUUUAGAUGUACAUUUAUACAAGUCGUGCUUUUGGCUCUAA
Pistacia vera is the source of this 1115-nucleotide messenger RNA. Its product is annotated as auxin-responsive protein SAUR36. The record is from RefSeq and is a predicted model, not a curated record. The coding region runs from base 418 to 921 and encodes 167 amino acids. Gene Ontology annotation, biological process: response to auxin. The transcript has a single exon. NCBI's taxonomy places the organism in Eukaryota, Viridiplantae, Streptophyta, Magnoliopsida, Sapindales, Anacardiaceae.